Molecule: messenger RNA, 3523 nt
Organism: Hypanus sabinus (Atlantic stingray)
Lineage: Eukaryota; Metazoa; Chordata; Chondrichthyes; Myliobatiformes; Dasyatidae
Product: UDP-glucuronosyltransferase 2C1-like
Exons: 4
Coding region: 622-2241 (539 amino acids)
Molecular function (GO): UDP-glycosyltransferase activity
Source: RefSeq, a predicted model, not a curated record
CGGGACACUAUUAUCCAAUCCCCUGGACUUGUCCUCUGACUGCAGAAAAUUUCAGGUCACUUUUGCUUUGCUGAAAUCACAACAGCCUCAAACAAAAACUUUCUAUUACUGGCAAGGUGUUCUUUAUCGGCAAAUGAUCUAGAGUGCCUUGAGGAACUUUGCCAAGUGAGGUGUGAGAGAACCAGAUGUGAUAUUGGACAAAGUGUUACGUUUUAUGGGUCACGGCGGACAACAAGGCAGAAGGAGGAGUUUGGUGCUCAAAAUUCCAGGCCCAAGGGACUAAGUAGCUGAAGGCACCAUUGUCAAUGGUGGAGUGAAGGAGAAAUGCACAAAAUUGAUGCUGAUGUUACAAGAGUGGCAAGAUCUGGACUGUUGUGGGCCUGAGGAGUUUACUUGGGUGACGAAAGCGGAUUCAAGCCUAAGAAAGUUCUUCAUACUGAUUAAAACAUUCGGCAGGACGGAACUGAAAGUGAACACGGGACACUAUUAUCCAAUCCCCUGGACUUGUCCUCUGACUGCAGAAAAUUUCAGGUCACUUUUGCUUUGCUGAAAUCACAACAGCCUCAAACAAAAACUUUCUAUUACUGGCAAGGUGUUCUUUAUCGCGUCGGUGUGAUCAAGAUGGAUAGUCCUGGAUGGAAAGGCAGGUUCCAGAUUGCGUGUGCUCUUACUAUUAUUUUCAUCACACUGACAUGUCCAGUUACACAAGGAGCUAAAAUAUUGGUCGUACCUGUGGAUGGAAGUCAUUGGGUUAACAUGAAAAUUCUAGUAGAAGAACUGAAACUUCGUGGACACAAUAUCACAAUGCUUUACUACUCUGGAUCUUGGUAUAUGAAGGAAAAUCCUGAUAUCUAUCAAUCCAUUGUUGUUCAUCUUGAAGAAAAAAAGAGCAAACUUGUGAGGAGUGAAAUGAUUGAAAAACUUGUGGAGCUGUCAUUGGAGAGCUCAGAGAAUGGUUGGAACCUAUGGGACCAUGCUAAGUUCCAAAACGUAAUGAUGAAUUUUUUAUAUCACUGUCAUCAAUUCAUUCAAGAUUUUACUAUUGCAAUUUUUGAAAACAAAACACUGUUAGAACAAAUUGAAAGUGCGAAUUUUAACUUAGUACUUACAGAUUCUGCCUUGGGUACAGGACCAUUGCUUGCUCAUUAUCUAAAAGUUCCACAGGUGUAUGAUGUUCGAUUGCAGAUAAAUGGGGAAGCCCAUUUCCUCUCUGCCCCAUCACCGCCUUCCUAUGUCCCUAUUGCAGGCUCACAAUUGACAGAUAAUAUGAAUCUUCUCCAAAGAACAGGAAACUUCAUGCAACAUCUUCUUCAGCUAGUGUUUACAGAAUUGUUUGUAUACCCAAUUUAUAAUGAAAUCUGUCAUCGUUAUCUGGGAACAGAAGCAGAUAUCCAAACAAUUCUCUUGAGUGCUGAUGUGUUGCUGGUGAGAGUAGAUUUUGUAUUUGAAUUCCCGAGACCCACUAUGCCCAAUAUUGUCUACAUUGGAGGCUUCCAGUGUAAACCAGCCGAAACACUAGUAACAGAGUUUGAAGCGUUUGUUCAAAGCACAGGAGAACAUGGACUUAUUGUGAUGUCAUUAGGAUCUCUUGUAGGUUCUUUGCCAAAGCAAAUUACAAUGGAAAUAGCUGAGGCAUUUGCUCAAGUACCCCAGAAGGUGAUUUGGAGAUAUGAUGGAGAAAUCCCUCCCAAUGUAGGUAAUAAUACAUUCCUGACAAAAUGGAUCCCUCAGAAUGACCUUCUGGGACACCCCAACACACGAGUCUUCAUUUCUCAUGGUGGUAUCAACGGCAUUUACGAGGCCAUCUACCAUGGGGUGCCAGUGAUUGGCAUGCCUCUAAUUUUUGAUCAGUUUGACAAUUUACUUCGACUUGAAUCCCGAGGUGCAGCAAAGGUGCUUAAUGUUGCAACCAUACACUCCACAAAUCUAUUACAGGCACUUCAUGAGGUGAUAAAUGGCACAUUUUACCGGGACAACAUGAAGAAACUCUCUGCCCUCCACCGGGACCAACCAGAGUCCCCAAUGGAGCGAGCCGUUUUCUGGAUUGAGUAUGUUGCCCGACACAAAGGAGCAGGCCAUUUGCGUUCUGAAUCCUACCGACUGCCCUGGUAUGCUUACUAUUGUGUGGAUGUGAUGGUCUUACUGUUGUCCAUGUUAUUCAUGGUCGCAAUGCUGGUGGUUGUAGCACUGAAGAAACUUUGUCACAUUGCCUGGAGAAAAAUAAAGCAAAAGUAUGAGUAAGGUUUCUCUAUUUUAUGUUUCUAAAAGGGUAAUUUGAAUUCUUUUAACAUCAUUAAAUAAGGUCUUCUUGAAUUCAAUACAUGAAGCCUCCUUUGUGAUGUGCCGAAUGCUUACUCUUGAAAUCCUCCACCCAUCACUUACAUUAAGUUUGUAUCUAUACUCCACUGUAAUGCCAAGAUUCCAUUGAAAGCAGGACUAGGCAAUGUAAAUUGCCCUACAUUUUAAAUGUUGUAUUUACUCCAGCAUAUGAUGCCCCAAAGUGUGUCUGAAGGAGCUUCUGUUUUGUUUGUUUGACAGCUAAUCUAUUUUUAUUGCUGAAUUACUUUGUGCUUGUGUGCAAUCACUAAAAAAUUAGCAAUUAUAUACAUCCAGUAGCCAUUUUAUUAAUGAUUUCCAAUAGCUAAUAAAGUGGCCACUGGGUGUAUGUUCAUGGUCAUCUGCUGCAGCAGUCCAUCCUCUUCACGGUUCGAUAUGUUAUACAUUCAGAGAUGCCCUUCCGCAUGCCACUGUUGUAAAAUAAGGCUAUUUGAGUUUCUGUCUCUCUCAUGUCAGCUUGAACCAGUGUGGCCAUUCUCCACAAACCUGUCUCAUUAACAAGUCAUUUUCAUCAGCUGACUGUUUUUCUUUGAUGUUUUUCACAUCAUUAUUUAUAAACUGUAGAGACUGUUGUGUGUGAUAAUCCCAGGAGAUGAACACCGUGUGAGCUACUCAAACCAUCCCAUCUGACACCAACAAUCAUUCCGCGGUUUAUUCAGAGAUACCGGCCACGUGACAGACGCACUGCCACCUGGCUGAUCGGAGGACACACCACAUGCCAAUCAACAUUUGACCCCUCCCAACUAAUCAAUGCACAGCUAAAUUAUUGGUCCCCUUAAUUGGAUUAUCUCGCCCCGCCCCAUGCUUUAAAAGGUGAGACUUGUGCCUGGCUCGGUCUCCCUUACAGACAACCUCAUUGAAUGUAAGUGCAUUGAUUUAUGUUUGGGAAGGUCUAUCAUUUGUCCUGGUAAGGGAGCUGCAUCUAUCCAAGGUCAGGGGGACAGCUGUCGUAGUGCUUUUCCCUUGUUCUUUGUAUGUGUAACCGUACCUUGUCCCCACACCGCUUCCUGUGUAUUGUAGUUGCUUGUAUUGACCCGACUUCCCCUUGUAAAUAAAUUCCUUAUUAUUAAAACUGUGUGUGUCCAGGCCUCUACUGUUGAGACUCAAAGAACCAGUUAUUUUCCAUCACAACACGCAGGUGGAGUUAUUUAGAUGAUACUUCUUCCCCAUUCUGAUGAUUGGUCUG